AAAGCAUCCUGAUUGGUUAAUAACUUAGACUGGUUAAUAAUUAAAUCAAACAGUGUUUCAAUAUCAGGUGCUGCAAAGAGCCGCAGGAGACACAUUGAAGAGCCACUUGCGCUGGCAAGCUGCAGUCUGCGUAUCACUGAUUUAGAGAAAGGGAAAACGAUGAACUAAGAGAGAGCAAAUGGAAAAUCCCCAGGAGAGAGCACGGUGUGUGUUCCCCACUUUAACAUGCUACAUGGCAACUGCACACAAACCAGCUCGUAGGAAUUUAAAGAUGCUGCACAAGUGACAGAGCUGUGAACAGCCCGGCUGAGACUGGUAAUUCCUGAUCAUCUCUGGGGCUGGAGUUCCUGAUCCUUAGUCCUCCAUCAUUCCCAGUUCACACAUAGGGACUUACUGAAGGGGACCAGCUGAGAUCGGCGCACUGUUCCUUCUCUCCGCCUCUCCAUGGCAAACAAUGGUCCUGACCUGCCCUUUUCUGUCACCAGAUGAAUAUGUUCCCGGCUACAUCCAGUUCCGCGUGUUUAAUGCUGAGAAGGCGCCCAUGGCUCUGUGUGCUGGGCUGAAAGUCACCGGCUGUAACACCGAGCAUUACUGCAUAGGUGGAGGAGGGUUCUUCCCAGAAGGGAACCCAAUUCAGUGCGGCGAUUUCCCUGCCUUUGACUGGAAUGGCUACGGAACCCAUCAGCACUGGAGCGUAUCCAAGGAGAUGAUUGAAUCCGCAGUGCUGCUGUUCUACCGCUGAGUCCGGAAAGGCUGGUGUGACCCAGUGAACGACGCUGCUUCGCUCCAGCCACAGCUGCUCCCUGGGAGGAGAAUUAUGGCCUCAGCUGUGGUCAUCUGUGAUUCAAAUAAAGAAAGUGA
Molecule: messenger RNA, 861 nt
Organism: Trachemys scripta elegans
Lineage: Eukaryota; Metazoa; Chordata; Testudines; Emydidae
Product: intelectin-like protein
Exons: 2
Coding region: 455-742 (95 amino acids)
Source: RefSeq, a predicted model, not a curated record